CAGCCGUUUACGCCUUCUCGGGGUCCCUCGGGACGCUGCUCGGGGUCCGCCCCUCGCCCGCUCCCGUGUGGCGAGGCCGAGGCCGCCGCCCUGAGGGGGCGCCCUGAGGGGGCCGCGCCGCGCCAGGCGGGCGGGCGGGCAGGAGCGGGCAGCGGCGCGCCGCCCCGGCCUCCCCCUCCUCCCGGGGGCGGUGCGCGCUGACGCGGCAGCGCCGCGGCUCUCCGCCGGCCGAGUCGCACAAUUAUGAGAAAAAGCCGCCGGGCCGAGGCCGCCGCCAGCGCUGGGUCCCGGUGCGGAGUCGAGCCAGCGCCGUCCUCCUCGUUCCGCUCUUCUCUUCGCCCCCGGAGCGCUGUCCUCGCCCGGCUUUUCCCCACCCAGCCCUCCGCUGCUGCCGAGCUCAGCCCCGAUAGAUGGAGACAGGCCCCGCCACCGCCGACGCCGAACCACGAGCAGGAGCUGCCCGGCGCGAGGAGAGCCAGAGUCGGCGCCGAGACCCAGCCCGGCCCUGAGGAGAAUGUCCCAGAAAUCCUGGAUAGAAAAUACUUUCACGAAGAGGGAGUGUGUGUAUAUCAUACCAAGUUCAAAAGACCCCCACAGAUGCCUUCCAGGAUGUCAGAUUUGUCAGCAACUUGUCAGGUGCUGUUGUGGCCGCUUGGUCAGACAACAUGCUUGUUUUACUGCAAGUCUUGCUAUGAAAUACUCCGAUGUGAAGCUGGCUGAAAACUAUAAUCAGGAAAUAGAAGAAUGGUCAGUGGAAAAACAUACAGAACAGACCUCUACUGAUGCUUAUGGUGUCAUCAACUUUCAAGGUGGCUCUCAUUCUUACAGGGCUAAGUAUGUGCGAUUGUCAUAUGACACUAAGCCUGAAGCUAUUCUGCAACUUAUGCUUAAAGAAUGGCAGAUGGAGUUGCCAAAGCUUGUUAUAUCUGUACAUGGGGGCAUGCAGAAAUUUGAACUUCACCCACGCAUCAAACAGUUGCUUGGCAAAGGUCUUAUUAAAGCUGCAGUAACAACAGGAGCCUGGAUUAUAACUGGAGGAGUGAACACAGGUGUUGCAAAACAUGUUGGUGAUGCUCUAAGAGAACAUGCUUCCAGAUCAUCUCGAAAGAUUUGCACUAUUGGGAUUGCUCCAUGGGGAGUGAUUGAAAACAGAAAUGACCUUGUUGGAAGAGAUGUGGUCGCUCCAUAUCAAACCUUGUUAAACCCAUUAAGUAAACUAAACGUCCUAAAUAAUCUCCAUUCCCAUUUCAUUCUGGUGGAUGAUGGAACGGUGGGAAAGUAUGGAGCAGAAGUUAAAUUGCGGAGAGAACUGGAAAAAACUAUUAAUUUGCAACGGAUCCAUGCAAGAAUCGGCCAAGGUGUGCCUGUGGUGGCACUUGUCUUUGAAGGUGGCCCCAACGUCAUACUCACAGUUUUAGACUUCCUUCAAGAAAGUCCUCCUGUGCCAGUGGUAGUAUGUGAAGGAACUGGUAGAGCUGCAGACAUAUUGGCGUAUGUUCACAAGCAAACAGAGGAGGGAGGGAGUGUUCCUGAGGGUGCUGAGCCUGAAAUCAUUUCAACCAUCAAAAAAACAUUUAACUUUGGUCAAAGUGAAGCAGUUCAUUUGUUUCAGACUCUGCUGGAAUGCAUGAAAAAAAAAGAACUUAUUACAGUUUUUCAUAUUGGGUCAGAUGAACAUCAGGACAUUGAUGUUGCAAUACUUACAGCAUUGUUAAAAGGCACGAAUGCAUCUGCAUUUGACCAGCUUGUUCUUACACUUGCGUGGGAUAGAGUUGACAUAGCCAAAAAUCAUGUUUUUGUUUAUGGGCAACAAUGGCUGGUUGGGUCUCUGGAACAGGCUAUGUUAGAUGCCCUUGUGAUGGAUAGAGUUGCGUUUGUGAAACUUCUGAUUGAAAAUGGAGUAAGCAUGCACAAAUUUCUUACAAUUCCCAGACUGGAAGAACUUUAUAAUACAAAACAAGGCCCAACUAACCCAACACUCUUUCAUCUUGUUCGAGAUGUCAAACAGGGAAAUCUUCCUCCGGGAUAUAAAAUCAACCUGAUUGAUGUGGGGCUGGUUAUUGAGUAUCUGAUGGGAGGAACCUACAGAUGUACCUACACAAGAAAACGCUUUAGAGCUGUAUACAAUAGUCUCAGCGGGAACAAUCGGCGAUCUGGGCGAAAUCCUUCAAAUACUACUCCUCAGAUGUGUAAAAGCCAUGAGUCUUUUGGUAACAGGGCAGACAAGAAAGAAAAAAUGCGCCACAAUCACUUCAUCAAAACAGCGCAGCCAUAUAAACCAAAGAUUGACACUGGUACAGAAGAGGGAAAAAAGAAAAGAACCAAAGAUGAAAUAGUAGACAUAGAUGACCCUGAAACGAGACGUUUUGCUUAUCCUCUCAACGAGCUGUUACUUUGGGCGGUGUUAAUGAAGAGGCAGAAGAUGGCCCUCUUCUUCUGGCAGCAUGGGGAGGAGUCCAUGGCGAAAGCCUUAGUUGCUUGCAAAGUGUAUCGUUCAAUGGCAUAUGAAGCAAAACAAAGUGACCUUGUUGAUGAUACUUCAGAAGAACUGAAACAGUAUUCCAAUGAGUUUGGUCAACUGGCAGUUGAACUGUUAGAACAGUCCUUCCGACAAGAUGAAACUAUGGCAAUGAAAUUGCUAACCUAUGAGCUUAAAAACUGGAGCAACUCAACUUGUCUGAAGCUAGCAGUGUCAUCAAGGCUUCGUCCAUUCGUAGCACAUACUUGUACGCAGAUGUUGUUAUCAGAUAUGUGGAUGGGAAGGCUGAACAUGAGGAAGAAUUCAUGGUACAAAGUGAUACUGAGUAUUUUACUCCCUCCUGCUAUACUGCUGUUGGAAUAUAAGACCAAGGCUGAAAUGUCACAUAUUCCUCAAUCUCAAGAUGCACAUCAAAUGGCAAUGGAUGACAGUGAAAACAACUUCCAGAAUGCAGCAGAUGAAAUACCUAUGGAGGUGUUUAAAGAAGUAAGGAUCUUGGACAGUACUUCAGAAAAGCAUGAUAUGGAGACUCCAGCAAAACCUAAAAGACUUCCAAUUACACAGAAAUUUUAUGCAUUUUAUCAUGCACCAAUUGUGAAGUUUUGGUUUAAUACGUUGGCAUACUUAGGAUUCCUCAUGCUCUACACAUUUGUGGUUCUUGUAAAAAUGGAAGAAUUGCCAUCCGUUCAAGAGUGGAUUGUUAUUGCUUACAUUUUCACAUCGGCAAUUGAGAAAAUUCGUGAGAUUUUUAUGUCAGAGGCUGGGAAGAUUAAUCAGAAGAUUAAAGUGUGGUUCAGUGAUUACUUCAAUAUCAGUGACACAGUUGCCAUUGUCACUUUCUUCAUUGGGUUUGCAUUAAGAUUUGGAGCAAAGGGGAAUUUUGGUGAAAACACUUACAAAGAAAAUUAUGUGUUUGUUGCUGGAAGAAUAACAUACUGUCUCAAUAUAAUUUUUUGGUAUGUGCGAUUACUGGAUUUUCUAGCUGUAAAUCAACAGGCUGGCCCUUAUGUUAUGAUGAUUGGGAAAAUGGUGGCCAACAUGUUUUACAUUGUGGUGAUUAUGGCACUUGUACUACUUAGUUUUGGUGUUCCCAGGAAGGCAAUAUUGUAUCCUGAUGAGGCACCAUCUUGGACUCUUGCUAGAGAUAUUGUGUUUCAUCCAUACUGGAUGAUUUUUGGUGAAGUGUAUGCCUAUGAAAUUGAUGUGUGUGCAAAUAAUUCUGAUGAAAAAGUUGCUCAUCUCUGUGGCCCAGGAACAUGGCUGACCCCGUUUCUUCAAGCUGUCUACCUCUUUGUACAGUACAUAAUUAUGGUUAAUCUCCUUAUUGCAUUUUUCAACAACGUGUAUUUACAAGUCAAGGCAAUUUCAAACAUUGUGUGGAAGUAUCAACGCUAUCAUUUCAUUAUGGCCUACCAUGAAAAACCUGUUCUGCCUCCACCACUUAUUAUUCUUAGCCACAUGGCUUCCCUGUUCUGUUGUAUAUGUAAAAGAAGAAAGACAGACAAGACUUCAGAUGGGCCAAAACUCUUCCUGACAGAAGAAGAUCAAAAGAAACUUCAUGAUUUUGAAGAGCUGUGUGUUGAGAUGUAUUUCAAUGAAAAGGAUGAUAAAUUUCAUUCUGGAAGUGAGGAGAGGAUUCGAGUCACAUUUGAACGGGUGGAACAAAUGUGCAUUCAGAUAAAGGAAGUUGGUGAUCGUGUCAACUACAUAAAACGGUCGUUACAGUCUUUAGAUUCACAGAUUGGUCACCUACAGGAUCUCUCCGCUCUAACUGUGGAUACUCUGAAAACACUGACUGCACAGAAAGCUUCAGAAGCUAGCAAGGUUCAUAAUGAAAUCACACGGGAAUUAAGCAUUUCAAAACAUUUGGCACAAAACCUCAUUGAGGAUGGCUCUCUAAGAUCUUCUGUGUGGAAAAAGCACAGCAUUGGAAAUGUCUUUGGUUCUUUUCCGCAAGGAGGCCUUGAAAGUAAUAAUGCUUUACUCUGUAACAUUUCUAUACGUGAUGAAAAAGAAGCCCAGCAUAAGACAAUUGGUCAGGAGUUAGCUCCAGUUCCCCGAAGAGAAGAAAUAAACUUCCAAGAGGCAGGUUCCUCAGGCAGUGCCUUACUUUCAAAUGCUGUUUCCCCUCCAGAACUUCGCCAACGAAUACAGGCUGCAGACAUCUCAAAAUCCAUUAGUAAAAGUAAAAAAUUAGGCAAUUCAUCCAACAGCAUGCCACAUGUAACAUCCCCAACAGCUAAAUUUUUUGUUAGCACUCCAUCUCGGCCCAGUUGCAAAAGUCAGCUGGAUUCUUCAGGAAAGCAUGAAGAGACUGUUUUCUCUAAGACUACAGAAGGAGAUAAUAAUGUAGAAUUUGGUGCAUUUGUGGGUCACAGGGACAGCAUGGAGUUACAGCGGUUUAAAGAAGCAGCAAGCAAAAUUAAAGAAAGAAGUGCUGAUAUUGAGGAGCAACAGGAAGACUUCAAAAAAGCUAUAUUGGAGGGUAUAGAGAUAACCAGACUUCAAGGUCUUCAAAGUGACUGUGGUCUAAGACAAUCUAGUUCUUGCGGUGGGUUUACUGACCCUCUGGCAGUCCAUUCAGAACAAUUAUACAGCAAGAGUAGAAGAGCAUCGACUGAAGACACUCAGCAAGUAGACUCUAAAGCAGCCUUACUGACGGAUUGGUUACAAGGUAGACCUUCAAAUAGCAGUCAAAUGCCAUCUGAAGAAGAUGCAUUAAAUGGCAUUGCUUCUCCUUUCAAGCCUAUAAUGGAUAUCAAUUACUAUUACUCAGCUGUAGAAAGAAAUAACUUGAUGAGGUUAUCACAGAGCAUUCCAUUCACUCCUGUGCCUCCAAGAGGUGAACCAGUCACUGUAUAUCGCCUUGAAGAAAGUUCUCCCAGCAUCUUGAACAACAGCAUGUCUUCCUGGUCGCAACUAGGACUCUGUGCUAAAAUUGAAUUUUUAAGUAAAGAGGAGAUGGGAGGAGGUUUACGUCGAGCUCUUAAAGUAGUAUGCACAUGGUCAGAAUAUGAUAUCCUGAAAUCAGGACAUCUUUAUAUCAUCAAGUCUUUUCUUCCUGAAGUUGUGAAUACUUGGUCAAGCAUUUAUAAGGAAGACACUGUGUUACACUUGUGCUUGAGAGAAAUCCAACAGCAGAGGGCAGCACAGAAGCUCACCUUUGCUUUCAAUCAAAUGAAGCCCAAAUCCAUUCCAUACUCUCCAAGGUUCCUGGAAGUAUUCCUGUUAUAUUGCCACUCUGCUGGCCAGUGGUUUGCAGUUGAAGAAUGCAUGACUGGAGAGUUUAGAAAAUAUAAUAACAAUAAUGGUGAUGAAAUAAUUCCAACUAACAUGCUAGAGGAAGUUAUGCUAGCUUUCAGCCAUUGGACAUAUGAGUAUACAAGAGGAGAAUUGUUGGUACUAGAUCUGCAAGGUGUUGGUGAAAAUUUGACAGAUCCCUCUGUGAUAAAAGCUGGAGAAAAAAGGUCAUAUGAUAUGGUGUUCGGUCCGGCCAAUUUGGGAGAGGAUGCAAUAAAAAACUUCAGAGCGAAGCAUCACUGUAAUUCCUGCUGCAGGAAACUUAAACUUCCUGAUCUGAAGAGGAAUGAUUACACGCCUGACAAGAUCAUAUUUCCUCAGGAUGAUUCCCCUGAAUUGACAAUUCAGCCUGGAAGCUGCACCAAAGAAUCCGAUUCACCUAAUUCUAUUCGUCUAAUGCUCUAAUGAUGUGACCAAAUCAGUGGCUUCAUCCAAACUUCAUGGAAUGUCACAAAGUUGUCACUUAUCUUUCCUUCACUAUAAUUAAAAGAAAGAUAUGUCAAAACAAGGAUUGCUGUCUUACAAGUGGAAUUUUGGCUGGUCCUUAAUCUAAGGACCUAACAACUUGUGAUAACCAUCUACAGACAACAGCUUGGCGGCUGAUCAUUUUAAAGGUGGAGUAACAAGUAUUUAAGAUACGUUUUUAAAGGGGCUUUUUAGCAGAAGGUUUAUUUUUUAUUUUGUUUCGAUUUAGUGGAAGAUUUUCUCUCUGUAGUCCUGUGGUGUGCAAUAUGCCUUCAACCAAAAGGAUUUUGGUAGUUGAUGUUUUAAGGUAAAGCGUUUGUUUGGCAGCUGUCUUAUUGUCAGUCAGUAAAAGACAGGAGAAAGCACCUACCUCUGUAAUGCCAGAGUAUUCUUUGAGCGUUUUUGGAAGUGUUCCACUAAUGUUUUCUCACCAGAUGUCUUUUAAUCUGGCCUUUUGAAGAGGACAGAGCCAAAGGAGGUGUGUAUACGAUGCCAGUAGGCUGAGGUUGAAGGUAGGAACUUGAUCUGUUCCAAUAGAGAGAGAGAGAAUCUCCAGAAUCAGCAUUCAGCUUCAUGGCUGUAAAGCUGGGGUGGUUUUUUUGGUGGUUUUUUAAUUGUUGUUGUUUUUUGUUUUUGUUUUUUUUGUUUUUGUUUUUGUCGAAUAGAGCCCUAAUUGUGCGUAAAGAAAUUUCUUGUUUUAUACAUUUCAAUUUUAUCAAGUCACCGUCAAAUAGUAACAAAGCCAUGAUAGACUGGUAUAAUCAUAUUUAAUAGAAGAAAUAGUAUGUACUGGUCCAAAUAAGUUGCCUUGUAAGAACACAAGUUGGAAGUGCUUUUCCUCGUACAUAGUGACUGCUUCAGAAGUUAUGCCUUCCAAAGAUCUCGUAAAACCAGUAUAUCAAAACCGAAUGUACACAUAACUUUUAAAUGUAUUUAAAAUCGUGUAGAAAACAUCUUUAAUGUUAUGUUAUUUGUGGUACUUAUUUAAGAGAGACUAGGCUUGGAUUAGCAUUAUGUAAAGUACGGGAGAUUGCAAUGCACCUUCAUGCCAAUAAAAUGUAAUUUAACUGUCCCAAAUAUUGUUGAGCAUUCAGCAAGAAAAAACUGUUGUCCAACUGAAGUUUCAUGCUGCGAUUUUUUUUGUUACAUAGGUACUAAUUUGUAAUUUUUAAUUAAAAGGGCAGUAUAUAGCUCUAUAAAUUUUUUAUUCAGUAGUGUAUCUUAUAGAUACAGACCUAAGGCACGAACACAAUAGCUGUUUAAAUGGUGUUUUAUGUUUGACGGGGAAAGGUAAAAUGUUAUAAGGAUAUAAUACUGUAUACAUUUUGUAUAUCAUUAAAUCUUUAAAGAAUCUAAAAUAAAUUUAUUCUUGUUUACAGA
Molecule: messenger RNA, 7624 nt
Organism: Aquila chrysaetos chrysaetos
Lineage: Eukaryota; Metazoa; Chordata; Aves; Accipitriformes; Accipitridae
Gene: TRPM7
Product: transient receptor potential cation channel subfamily M member 7
Exons: 40
Coding region: 515-6184 (1889 amino acids)
Biological process (GO): monoatomic cation transmembrane transport; protein phosphorylation; monoatomic cation homeostasis
Cellular component (GO): membrane
Molecular function (GO): calcium channel activity; protein serine/threonine kinase activity; ATP binding
Source: RefSeq, a predicted model, not a curated record